Gymnodraco acuticeps is the source of this 390-nucleotide messenger RNA. Its product is annotated as coiled-coil domain-containing protein 106-like. NCBI's taxonomy places the organism in Eukaryota, Metazoa, Chordata, Actinopteri, Perciformes, Bathydraconidae. Gene Ontology annotation, cellular component: nucleoplasm. The record is from RefSeq and is a predicted model, not a curated record. Bases 10 to 387 code for a protein of 125 amino acids. The transcript is spliced from 2 exons.
GAACUGAAAAUGGACUCGAGGAGAAGCAAGCGAAAGAGGAUGGGGCCCCCUAAGCGUUUAGUGUCAGAAUUCCUGACCCCAGAAGACGCCAUAAGCCGCUACAAGCGUGUUCUUGAGGCGGUAAACAAGGGGAAUAAUAAAACGGCGGCUUACAGAGCGGUAGGAGUGGACCGCAAAACCAUUGCCGACACUGCAGGAAUUGCAGAACUGCAUGCCGUGAACCCGGGAAUCUACCAAGAUAUCCGGGGAACACUGAAGAAGGGGGAAACCCUUCUCCGUUUCACUGAGAUGUGUAAAGCUGCCAUAAAGGACCAACAUUUAGAGGGGAAGGUCCAGGACUUGAAGACCAAUGGAGGACUAUUAUCCAUUAAUCCAAAGGGGAAGUGAGGA